This is a messenger RNA of Pocillopora damicornis (cauliflower coral), 569 nucleotides long. RefSeq lists its product as uncharacterized. Lineage: Eukaryota; Metazoa; Cnidaria; Anthozoa; Scleractinia; Pocilloporidae. Gene Ontology annotation, biological process: adenylate cyclase-activating G protein-coupled receptor signaling pathway; activation of adenylate cyclase activity; hormone-mediated signaling pathway. Gene Ontology annotation, molecular function: G protein-coupled peptide receptor activity; protein binding. Gene Ontology annotation, cellular component: plasma membrane. The record is from RefSeq and is a predicted model, not a curated record.
AUGCUGGCAAUUACAGACGUGUAUCCAGUACAGCAUCAUCUUCUUCAAAAACCAAAAGGAGACGAUGAAGAUUCUAAGAAAGAGCAACUGGAUUAUGAACAAGCAAAAGAAGACCAUGAAGAACCUAUGAAAGACCAACUGCAGCAAGGAAAACCAAAAGGAGAGAAUCAGGAACCUAAACAAGAGCAACUGGAAACUAAAAAGCCAAAAGGAGAGUAUGAAAAACCCAACCAAAAGCAACUGGAAGACGAGAAGUCAAAAGGAGCACGUGGGGACUCCCAACAGCAGGCUGAUGAGUCCGUGGAAGAUAAAUCUUCACGACAGCAGCAGCUGAUUGCAGACGAAGGAGAUUACGAAGAAGAUGAUGCGGUACUGGAUACACGUCUGUAAUUGCCAGCAUUGACUCAUCAAGUCCUUUUUAGUUCUAGUUAUCGUUUUAGUAAUAGAAAGGUUACAUACCGUUAUAUCAUUAAAAUGACGCAUUUAUUUAACCAAGAGCAUUAGAGGAUAACUCAUAUAAGGUAUUACAGUGACUAGUGCGUUCCCGCAAUGUUUGUUUUCAUUUUUUG